GAAAAAAAGUUCCUUCACUCGAGACCGAGCGACGGCUUCGUCAAAUUUUCCAUUGAUAACGUUCAACAGUAUCACUUUUCCUCAUUCAUUACGGAAAAGAUACUACCCCAAGAAAUCAGGGUCGCAUUAAUAUCUUGCUUCUUGAAUUAAUCACCCGUUGCUGAAUCCCAUCAUCGUCGAAUCCCUGCACGCGACCGCUUAACAUCUACUGCGCUUCACAUCAAAACCUACUCAUAAUGUCAACAAAACGCAAAGCGCCGGUCAAGCUGGCCGCUCCCGUCGCUAGAACCAGCGCUCGAAUUCCCAACAAGUCCAUCAUUGACGAGUCAAAAGCCUCCAUCGCCGGACCCGACGCCCUCCAGCCCUCACAGGUUGAGACCAUUGAGAUCUCGUCCGAUAACGACAGCGACGAAGAUAUCUCCGAUGCUGAGAGCCCAGAGGAGGAACAGGCCGCUCAGGAAACUGCUGUGACAAACACCCGCCAAAAGGUCGCUAAGCAAAAGACCAAUGGCCAGUCUAACGACGAGGAAUCAGACGCUGAGGGAACAUCGCCUUCUUUCGGAGAGCUUCUCCGUGCAGAGAACGAUAUCAUUGAUGUGCCCUCCGCACUCAACGGCGCAGUCGUCUCCCAGCCUUCGCGAAAUGCCAUUGUGCCCCCGACACACCAGUCCCUUACCACCGUUCUCUCUCAGGCCCUCCGUACCGACGACACAGACCUCCUCGAGUCGUGUCUGCACACCACCGAUCUUCCCACUAUCCGCAACACCAUUGAGCGCCUCGACAGCGCUUUAGCCGGCACUCUUCUUACCAAGCUCGCCGCUCGCUUGUACCGCCGCCCUGGUCGCGCCGGAAACCUUAUGACUUGGGUCCAGUGGACACUAGUCGCUCACGGUGGUGCCCUCGCAUCUCAGCCCAAGGUUAUCCACAGUCUGAGUGGCCUGCAAAAGGUUCUCGCUGAGCGCGCCAAGGGACUGUCAAGUCUUCUCGCCCUCAAGGGUAAGCUCGAUAUGCUCGAGGGUCAAAUGGAUCUUCGUCGCAAGAUGUCGCGCCCUGGUCUUCACAACGGCGAUAACUCGGACUCUGAAGAAGAUGACGAGGAUGUUAUCUGGGUCGAGGGUGAGGACGAUGCUGCGCGCACACCUGGUCGAAGGCGAGGUCUUGACACCGAGUUUGACGAUUCAGACGACGAUGUUCCCAUCACCAACGGCUUUGUUGGCGACUCUGACGAUGAGGAGGAUUCAGCUGGUGAGGAGGACGAUAGCGAUGCCGAGGAGUCUUUGGACGAGGAUGAGGUCAACCAUGACGAUGUGGAUGAGUCUAUGGGUGAGGACGAGGAAAGUGAUGUUGAAGCUGCACCACCAUCCAAAUUGCAAAAGACUGCGGGUAGCUUCGGCAAGCGGAGGUGAAGCAGAGGAAUUCAAAAGCAUGUAGAAGAUUGAAAAGGGGGAGGGAAGCUUGUUAUCAUCCUGGCGUUGGUCUUGUAGACAUUGGGUUGCUUAAUUUUUCUGUAUGUCUGUUUCUUGCAAUAUGACGAGUUGAUACCUCCCCAUGCAUUGCAUCACUGUCGAGCGUUUGGACUUGGGUAGUUUGGUCAUAUCAUCGUGUUCAUGCUCCUAGUCUAAAACUACAUGCCACCGGAUUGAAGAAGCAAUCCCAGGAAAAAAAAACAUAUUAAAACGAUUAGAUUGUCAAAAAAUAGCUGUGCCC
Molecule: messenger RNA, 1707 nt
Organism: Fusarium verticillioides 7600
Lineage: Eukaryota; Fungi; Ascomycota; Sordariomycetes; Hypocreales; Nectriaceae
Exons: 1
Coding region: 237-1406 (389 amino acids)
Biological process (GO): maturation of SSU-rRNA from tricistronic rRNA transcript (SSU-rRNA, 5.8S rRNA, LSU-rRNA)
Cellular component (GO): nucleolus
Source: RefSeq, a predicted model, not a curated record